Messenger RNA from Hypomesus transpacificus, 3147 nucleotides. RefSeq names its product ETS translocation variant 5-like. Bases 100 to 1647 code for a protein of 515 amino acids. Gene Ontology annotation, molecular function: sequence-specific DNA binding; DNA-binding transcription factor activity, RNA polymerase II-specific. Gene Ontology annotation, biological process: regulation of transcription by RNA polymerase II; cell differentiation. Lineage: Eukaryota; Metazoa; Chordata; Actinopteri; Osmeriformes; Osmeridae. The transcript is spliced from 12 exons. The record is from RefSeq and is a predicted model, not a curated record. Gene Ontology annotation, cellular component: nucleus.
GACCAGAGAGGCGAAGAUCUCCCAGGCUGACUCCUAAGCCCUCCAGCCCCCUGCUUCCCUUGUCCUCCAGUGGAGAGAGGGAGAGAAGACUCAGGCAACAUGGACGGCUUUUAUGACCAGCAAGUCCCCUUCAUGAUCCCACCCAGCCAGAAAUCUCACAUGGAAGAACCAGUGAAUCGACUGUUCAACGAGAGGAAAAGGAAGUUCGUUGAGACAGAGCUUGCCCAGGACACUGAAGAACUCUUUCAAGACCUUAGUCAACUUCAGGAGAUUUGGAUUGCAGAAGCCCAGGUGCCUGAUGAUGAGCAGUUUGUUCCAGAUUUCCAGUCGGAUAACUUAAUGUUCCAUGGCCCGCCGUCCGGUAAAGUGAAGAGAGAGCCCACUCCCAAAGACCUGUCCCCCUGCAGCCAGGAGCAGAGACUCGCUCCCUACUCAGACAAGUGCCUCUACAGCUACAGUGCCUAUGAAAGGAAACCCCACGGGAUCAAGCCACUGACUCCUCCCUCCACACCUGCCUCACCGUGCAGCCCCUCCGCAACCCUGGGGACGCACUCCUUACAGAUGGCUCCGCCCGUCCACCUGCAGGGUCACCGCAGUCGCCCCGCUCACGGCCACGCUGCUUCCCUGAGCCCUUCGCACCCUCGGACGCUGCCUCACGCCGGCCGGGGCCAGCAGUUCGCCAUGCCUCGCCUCCCUGUCGGUCAUCCAGAGGCGUCCUACAGCGCAGAACACAGGUUCCAGAGGCAGCUGUCUGAGCCCUGUCUGCCUUUCCCUCCACCUGACAGUCCGGCACGCACACCCUUCCCGCCCCACCACACGCUGUCCCGCGACGGACGCCCCCUCUACCAGCGCCACAUGUCUGAGCCGCCCCAUGGCUACAAGCAGGAGCUGGUGGACCCCCGCUACCCGGAGAAGGGGGUCCCUACCAUGGGUCCGCCACGUACGCCCUUCGCCCCCCUCAGCAUCAAACAGGAGCCCAGGGAUUUCUGCUAUGACUCGGAAGUCCAGAAUUGCCAGUCUUCAUUCAGGAAGUCGAACUUCUAUCAAAACAAUGAAGGAUUUGUGUACGACGGUGAGCCCCACCUGUACUAUGACGACACGUGCGUGGUUCCAGACAGACUAGAGGGGAAGGUGAAGCAGGAGCCGGGUUCGGGGCUGGUGUUCCGUGACGGCCCCCCCUACCAGCGCCGCGGCUCCCUGCAGCUGUGGCAGUUCCUGGUCACCCUGCUGGACGACCCGGCCAACGGUCACUUCAUCGCCUGGACCGGCCGCGGCAUGGAGUUCAAACUGAUAGAACCCGAGGAGGUGGCCCGGCGCUGGGGCAUCCAGAAGAACCGCCCGGCCAUGAACUACGACAAGCUGAGCCGCUCCCUGCGCUACUACUACGAGAAGGGGAUCAUGCAGAAGGUAAAGGUGGCCGGGGAGAGGUACGUCUACAAGUUUGUGUGCGAUCCCGAGGCGCUGUUCUCCAUGGCGUUCCCCGACAACCAGCGGCCCAGCCUGAAGUCGGAGCCCGACGGCCUCCCCCUGACGGAGGACGACACUGUCCCCCUGGCUCACUACGAGGAGGGAGGCCGGCCCUAUCUGGCUGACGGGGGGGAGCAGUGUGUCUCCGGACUGGCGUUCCCAGACAGCUACCCUUAUUGAUCCUGCAGGUGUAAACAUAACACAACCACACACACACACACCCCUCCCCAGGGAGCCCAAACUGCUGCGCGGAUUUGGAUGUCUUCGGCCCCUCUCAACUCUUAACACGCCCCCUUCCCCCCCCAUUGCCACCUGCUCCUGGGAUUUCUAGCAAGUCUAGGAUUCCCUACCCAGCCAGGGUAGGGAAGGAGGUGAAACACUCAAGCGCCAUCUUGUCUCUGUCACCAGGUCGUCACUGACCUUUGAAUUGGGACUGGGUUAAUGAGGUUGUCCAGGCGGACCGAGUGAACUCUGGGUAAGCCGUGGGUGUCAUGGAGUUGAGUAAGUCCAGAGUGCGCAUGCACUGGUAGCAGUGCAGUUUCCUCUAACUUGUUCUAAUGAGUUAGUAGGAUAAGGAUCUCAAGGCACUAGUUGUCCUUUUAGAUCUGUUAAACGGCUGUAUCCCAAAUACAGACACACGCGUGCACACAAACAUGAUAUUCCACAACUUAACAAAAUGAUUGUUAUGUAAUGUUCUUUGCCCAUUCAUUGGAAUACAAAGGCAGGGAAACUGACUGUUAAAGGGGUUUAGUCCUCUUAAAUGUCUAGAUACUUUAGAGGCUCAGGUUUGUAGGAGGUUCAUUGAGCAUUAUUUCCCUGUGUGAUCAGUGUGUGGUGAGUCCAGCAACCACUCUUAAGGACUUGAACCACACUGUCAGUAUCACCCUCCCUCUUGUGUUCAAUUAUAACUCUGGGAACUGUUUCUCACCAAAAACACCUUUCAUGAUGCUCUUGUAUACGGCCUCAAAUUAUAUCAAAUUAUCUGUCUGUUUUUCCUUUUUUUUGUACAUUUCAUGUAACAUGUUAAAGGGAUACAAAACAGUAUUUUUGUCCUAAAGCUUUGACUUUCUAUACAAAGUGUAUAUUACUGUAACUUCUGUAAAAUGUUUUUUGCGUCUUAGCUAAGCUUGGAUUUUUUGGCACUAUUGUCCUGUGUAUUUUUUUACUGUGUCCUAUAACAAAAAUUACUGCUAUUGUACAGCUGUAACUCCUCCCCCCCCCCCCCCACACUGUAAUACUGCCAAUAAUAAGCUGAGAGGGAGAUACUUCUCCUCCUUGCAUGUUUUUUCCUACAAAUGGCUGUACCAAUCUAUUGCUCAAUCAGACAACAUUUCUGCUUUUUGUAUAGUUUGUUAUGGAAGUGAAUCUAUAAAAAACAAAAUAAUAAUCAGUAUAUGAAUAUAUUUUUGCAGAGUAAGAGUAUGCAUUUGUUCAACAUGUAAUAAGCUGAGAACUUGUGUCGUUCAUUUCUGGGUUUCGUGAUGGAUGGAGAGAAGCCCUCCCAUGUUGAGUCAGUGGUGGAUGGUGCUUAUACGUACUGCUAAAGUUUGAUAUUAUUGUCUUACGGAUUUGAUCCCCAUGUUGAGGGUUACUGGCACUUUUUGUGACAUCUGCCCCAAACUCGAAUGUGUGCCUUCCACUGCUUUGAUCUUUACUGGAUACAAUAAAGUAUUAUUACUU